Saprolegnia diclina VS20 is the source of this 912-nucleotide messenger RNA. RefSeq lists its product as hypothetical. Gene Ontology annotation, biological process: regulation of DNA-templated transcription. The record is from RefSeq and is a predicted model, not a curated record. The coding region runs from base 60 to 878 and encodes 272 amino acids. Gene Ontology annotation, molecular function: DNA-binding transcription factor activity, RNA polymerase II-specific; RNA polymerase II cis-regulatory region sequence-specific DNA binding. The transcript has 7 exons. Lineage: Eukaryota; Oomycota; Saprolegniomycetes; Saprolegniales; Saprolegniaceae. Gene Ontology annotation, cellular component: nucleus.
CGCGACUCUUUACUAAGAUCGAAGGCGCAGCCAUCUCGACGUCAAAGACGAAGAAGAUCAUGACGCAGCAACAUCGAGGAGAGUACGACGAGUACUUGAUGGCCGACUCGAUGGACGAGUACACGAAGCGCGACAAGGGCGGGAAGAAGGCGUGGACGCCCGACGAAGACCAGCAGAUCGUCGCGCUCGUGGCCAAGCUCGGCUGCAAGCACUGGUCAAAGCUUGCCAAGAUGAUGCGCGAGCAAAACGCUGGCUGUGUUCGAAGCGGCAAGCAGUGCCGAGAGCGAUGGCACAACCACCUCGACUCGACGAUCAAGAAGGGACCUUGGACAAAGGAGGAAGAAGAGCUCCUGAUCCGUGCUCACAACGAGCACGGCAACCAGUGGAGCAAGAUCGCCAAGCUCUUUCACGGCCGAACAGACAACGCCAUCAAAAACCGAUGGUUUGCCAAGCAGCGCCGCGAGUCCCGCCGCACGGGCAAAGCCAACUCGCCAUUCGAUCAUUUCGCUCACGACUCGGACGAAUUGCAGCUGACACCACGACCAACCCACCGACUUCUGCACAUGAGCGACAUGAUGAGCUCGCCACGCCACACCUGGAUAUCCCCGGUCAAGGCAGAGCCUGCGCCGUCCGCGCUCUGGAGCGCACAAGGCGCGCUAUACUCAAAUGCGCCGUGGCGUUCAUUGCAGCAGAUGGACGACAUGUCUUCGUUCGACCUCGGUCUCAUGGAAGGCUACUCGAUGGACUAUACGUCGGUGCACCACGGACUUCGCGACGACGCACCAUACCAUGACGACGAUGGCGAGAGCAAGCCGUCUGCGCGGCUGCUACCGCUCAUGGAGCUAGACUUGGAUUGGACCGACAAGGUCCUGAUUUAGCAAAAUCGUCGUUGUUUCAAGUAGUUCGCCGUCC